AUGACGAUUAUAAGAAUCAGACAAAGUGUGACAAGUAUCUUUGCUAAAAUAACUAGGGAAUCAGAAGAAUUGUAUAAGAUCCAUUUGACUUGUUCUUUAGAUUGUACUAGAUAUCUCAUAUCACAAGGCAUUGCUUUUCGUGGCCAUGAUGAAAGAUCUACUUCUCUAAACAAGGGGAAUUUUAGAGAGAUAAUGGAUUGGGUAAAAUCUUAUGAUGAAAAAGUGAGAGAUACUUUUGAUCGUGGUCAAAAUAAUUUCACAAUGACUUUCAGUGACAUUCAAAAGGAGCUUGCAAUGUGUUGUGCACAUGAAGUUACCAAGGUGAUUAUGGAAGAGCUUGGUGAUAGACAAUUCUUUGUGCUUAUUGAUGAGUCACGUGAUAUAUCUGUCAAAGAACAAAUGGCGGUGAUGUUGAGGUUGAGGUUCUUGAACGAAAAAGGGAAAGUUGUGGAACGAAUUAUUGCUCUACAUCAUGUCAAAUAUACUACAUCUGAGGCACAAAAGGAUGCUCUUUAUGGUAUUCUCGAUCGUCACAUAUUAUCUAUUUCAAGGAUACGAGGGCAAGGAUAUGAUGGGGCUUCAAAUAUGAGAGGUGAGUUUAAUGGUUUACAAAGAAAGAUUCUAGAUGAAAACCCUUAUGCUUUCUAUGUCCAUUUCUAUGCUCACCAUUUGCAAUUGGUGGUUGUGUCUGUUGCUACUAGUUGCUCAUCUAUUCAUGAUUUCUUUGAGUACAUCUCCUUGAUUAUGUGGUUCUCCGUGUUAGAGGUGCUUAGUAUUGUUUAUGGAGAUGGACGUGGACAAUCUCAAGCGGCAGUGCUAAAUAUGGAUGAAGAAAUACUGAUUCGGGGUCGUUCAAGAAGAGAAGGGAGGAUUGUCACUAAUCUUCACCAUUACUGUGCAGAGAUUUUUUAUGUUGUUAUUGACAAAAUAUGUGUGGAGAUGGAUCACCGGUUUAGUGAAGGAAGUAACGUUGUGUUUGGUUGCUUCUCAUGUCUUGACCCUAAGAACUCUUUUUUCAAGUUUGAUGUUGAUAAGCUUGCUCGUCUUGCUAAUAUUUAUCAUGCAGAAUUUUCUGAUGAUGACCGUGGAACAAUAAGGGAGCAACUUGAGACUUAUGUACAUCAAGUGAAAAGGCAUGCUUCCUUUACUUCUUGUGAAGAUGUUCAAAUUUUGGCUAUGAAGAUGGUUCAAACUGAGAAACAUUUGAUAUUUCCAUUGGUCUACAAGCUCAUUGAGCUGGCUUUGAUAUUGCCGGUGUUCGACAACAUCCGUUGA
This is a messenger RNA of Vicia villosa (hairy vetch), 1275 nucleotides long. RefSeq lists its product as uncharacterized. The record is from RefSeq and is a predicted model, not a curated record. The transcript has 4 exons. NCBI's taxonomy places the organism in Eukaryota, Viridiplantae, Streptophyta, Magnoliopsida, Fabales, Fabaceae. Bases 1 to 1275 code for a protein of 424 amino acids.